AUGGGAAGUCGCCCCUCCGCCAGGGCCAAGCAGUGGCACUCCGCCCAGCAUCAGGAGGUCUUCCACGUCGACCAAACUUUGGUUGGCCGCAUCAUCGGCAAAAAGGGCGACAACGUUCGCGACAUCCGCGAACGACACGGUGUUGAGGUGUGGAUUGAGGAUCCUCGCAGAGACAGCACUGCCUGCAGGGUGACCGUGUGUGGGCAGACACCAGAGACCGUGAAAGCGGCACGCGAUGAACUGGAGUUCAUCACCGUGUCAAUUUCGGUGGACAGCGAGCAUGUUGGAUGGAUCUUGGGCAAGGGCUACCAGACCAUCACGGACAUCGCCUCCAAGACAAAGCUCCACCACGCUAGAUACGAUGACAAGUCCAAGACAUUGGAGCUUUGCGGCUUGCGCAGCCAGGUCGAGGACGCCAAGCUCAUGAUCUCGGUUCAUCGCGAGUAUCUCCCAGUAUACAAAGACAUGGACGAGGAGCAACAUGCCAUUCAGCAGUCCUUCGACCAGCUUGACGGUGUGGCGAACACCAAGGGCAAGGGAAAGAAAGGGGAGAAAGGAAAGGAAUCCAAGGGCGAAGGGAAGGGCGAAGAUGACGAGGGAGGGAAGACGAGGAAGGGGGAUGAGCCGUCGGGUAGAGGCUGGAAAGGAAAAGAUGGUAAGGAAGGAAAGGAGGGCAAAGGCAAGGAAGGGAAGGAAGGGAAGGAAGGGAAGAAGGGCAAGGAAGGGAAGAGCAAGGGAGGCAAAGAAGGCUCAUAUGGCAAAGAUGGCAAAGCAUCCAAAGGUGGAGACGAUGGAUAUGCGCCGAGAGAGGACAACAGAAGCGGCGGAAAAGGUGGUGGGAAGGAGCAUGGAAAGGAGAAUGGCAAGGAGAGUGGAAAGGAAGGUUCGAAAGGUAGCGGCAAGGACAAAGGUAAGGCUGGGUCCGAAGGCAAGGACAGGGAAAGAGAUGGAAAGGAAGGCAAAGGUAAUGUUUCAAAAGAAGGCAAAGGCAAGGAGGGUAUCGAUGCUAAAGGAAAAGAGCCCAGAGAAGGCAAGUCUGCGAAGGGCAAAGAUGAAGGAAAGGAAAGGGGCGAAGGUAAGAGCAAAGGCAAGUACAGUCAUGAUGAGGAUGGCAAAGGUGAUGGCAGAGAAGCCAAAGGAGAAGGAAAAGGAGGCAAGAAAGGAAAAGGAAAGACCGGAAAAGGCCGUCAGCUUGCCGACAUGGGCAGUGACAUCGACUUUGGGGAUUGGACUAUGGAAGUGCUCAUGAAGUUAGAUGGUGGAAAGCACCCGAGCACAGGUGGUGGCCGGACGUCGCACAACGUUGUCAUGAGCGGCUGGCACAACGCCCCCACCUUCUGCCAGAGGUGCUCCUUGCUAUGGACAAGUCCAGGUUACAAGGAGCAGUGGGAGCGGCACACGCCUUUCAUCGCUGGUUGUCUGGAGGCCCUCUUCAUCGGACCCGAUGGAACAGAGGUGAGAGCGGAUGUGGCCAAGGCAACAAACGUGUGCCAUCUGCGUCUCGAAGCAUGCAAGUCGAGCCGUCUCCGAUCGUCGGGGCUUGUUGGAGUUAUGUCCUCAUACGAGCUAUCUUUCACGGAAGUUGCAACUGGCAAGGUCUUGACAGACAGCUGUGACCUCUCCAGUUCUAAAGAUGUCAAAUUAAGAGUAUCAACCUGUCUGUCCGACAUGAUCUUGGCUGGGCGACUGCGGCUAAUAUAUGCAGACGGGAGAGCGUGCGAAGCAGAUGUCAAGCAUGCUUAUCACCUGCGUCAAAUAUUCGAUUGUGUCGCGAAGCAUACGUCGAGACCCCCUGAGUUCGUUAGAAUCUUCGCGGGCUGUAAACAGGGAAUGGUGCAACUGCGCUAUACCCAGUCAUGGAUCUGUGGGCCGGACGACGAAGUCGUGCUUGAGGUGCAUCUGCGAGAAACCAUAGCUGAGCUGUGGUCUUCUCAGAGGCUUUCCCUACUGCGUGAUGGGCAGGACUGGCAUGUAGAUCUCUCGAAGACGUGGACACUGGAGCAGGUGCGAGAAGUCCUGGCACGUGAGACGCUUCGCCCUUCCCGCUUUGUCCGAUUUGCGUCGGAAGACUUGUACCAUAAGGCUUGGAAUCUCGACAUUGGACAGAGCAUGAACCUUGAAGUGCAGAUAUGUCCAACUGUUGCAGAACUUGUGAACCAAAGCGGGGUGAAGAUCGUCAACUGUAUGACCGGCGAUGAAAUCGAGUUGGUUGCAAAGGAAGCAUCGUGCCUCGAAUCCAUCCAAGAUUUGCGUGAGCACAUUGCUCGUUGUCGUAAACUGCGUGCCACUGCUGUGACUCUGCUCGCUAAUGACAAACCGCUAUGGGAUGCCGAUCUCUACGAUCUUUGCGCGAUCAGCGCAGGCAGCACGAUAGGUGUUUGCCUACGUGACCCCAAGCUCUGUGAACAGGGGCAGCACGAGGAAUUGGUUUUCUGCAACAACGGCUACAACGACAAGGUUUGUAUCCACUGCGGUCCAGAAUGGUUAAUGGAGCGCCGCACGCUUGAACCUGCACGAGUAUGGCGCCAGUAA
Molecule: messenger RNA, 2532 nt
Organism: Symbiodinium necroappetens
Lineage: Eukaryota; Dinophyceae; Suessiales; Symbiodiniaceae
Source: the annotation of a GenBank genome assembly